Molecule: messenger RNA, 1721 nt
Organism: Andrographis paniculata
Lineage: Eukaryota; Viridiplantae; Streptophyta; Magnoliopsida; Lamiales; Acanthaceae
Product: pentatricopeptide repeat-containing protein At1g31790
Exons: 1
Coding region: 113-1381 (422 amino acids)
Biological process (GO): RNA modification
Molecular function (GO): RNA binding; protein binding
Source: RefSeq, a predicted model, not a curated record
AUUUACUGGGUCAAAUACGUGACAUUGUUUCGGAGCCCAUUGAAGGAAUAUAAUUUGGGCUUGGCGGGUCUGGAUCACCUCAAACCCGACCCAUUUUGAUCCAUGUCGAUAAAUGGAUGCUCCUUGUUCAUUACGCAUUAAAGGUUGUACAGUGAUGGAGAUCCCCGCGCCAAAUCCCCAAAUUUCCUACAAAUACCUUAGCCAUGGCGCAACAAACCCCAGAGUUGGAAUCAAUUUCCCCCUCCAUAAACCCGAAUACAAACCUCCGAAGCCGGCGAGGAUCAACGCGCCGCCCAAUCGACGGCUGCCGAAGCCAAUCACGACCUCCUCCGACGUCCUGCGCUUGUUCGACAGCCUCAAGUUGCCGAUAUCCAUGGACGUCUACACUUCCCUCAUCAAAGAGUGCACCGAAUUAGGCGACCCUGUGAAAGCCGUCGAGCUUCACCACCACAUCGGAAGGAGCGGCCUCCGGUUGGACUUGCCGGCGCUCAACCGGAUGCUGUUGAUGUUCGUCUCCUGCGGGUGCUUUAAUCGUGCCCGCCAACUGUUCGACCAAAUGUUUCUGAGAGAUUUCAACUCAUGGGCGGUCGUGAUCGCCGCCUGUGUCGAGAAUGGAGAGCACAGAGAAGCUCUUAAUCUGUUCCUAAGAAUGCUGAUCGAAUUAAACGUCGAAAGCUUCGCCGAUCGCCGGAAUGACUUUCCGGCCGCCGGAAUACUCGUCUGUGUUCUCAAAGCUUGUUUAUAUGCUCCCGACGUCGAAUUCGGCUUCCAAUUGCACGGAUGGAUAUCGAAAAUGGGGUAUUCGAGAAGCGUAGUAUUAAAUAGUUUCUUGAUUAGUUUCUACGGGAAGCUCAAGUGCUUUGACAAUGCUCAAAGUGUUUUUGACCACGGCGACGAUCGAAACACGGCCGUGUGGACAUCGUCGAUCGUGAAUUUCAUCCUCGACAACGACUACGACGGAGCGAUCGGCGUCUUUAAGGCGAUGGCGAGGGAAGGAGUUAGAACAAACGGCUACACGUUCUCGACGGUUCUCAAGGCAUGCGGGAGGUCGAGGAACAUAACAUUCGGUCGUCAGAUACACGCUAGCGCGACAAAGCUAGGGCUCGAAUCGAAUACGUUUGUGCAAUGUGCAUUAGUGAAUUUGUACGGUAACUGUGGCUACGUAGACGAUGCGAGGAGAGUGUUUGAAGCCGGUAGAGAAACGAGGAGCGUUGCGUGUUGCAAUGCGAUGCUUGCGAAUUACGUGCGACACGGGUUUUGUGUCGAGGCCAUUAGAGUUCUUUAUGAAAUGACGUCGGCGGGCUUCUCGCCGGUCGAGUCUGUGGUCACCGAAUUGAGAUCCGUUUGUGGGGGCGGAGAGUUUUGCGGAGUCGAUCGGUAGAAUGCGAAUCGAAUGUUGUAUUCGAUGAGUGUCUGAAGUCGGACAAUGUUGUCACGGUGCUUCCGACCGGGUCGCGGGAUCCGGCGCCGGAGUAUAGCCGAUGUCGUGAGGAUGUUAGAAUUAAGACCAAAUCUUUCAAACAUCGAACAUAAGGUUGUCCUAAAGCUGCCUCUUUUAAUGAACUCAAGGUAGUUACUACUUACUAUAGUCUAUAUGUAAAUUACAAGGUACAAUUGCUACUAUUUGUAUGUAUAAUGUAUUGGGAUUUGGGUUUGUGUAUGUGUGUAUAUAAUUAAUGGCUGCGAUGUUAAGUCUCGAAACGGUGCGUUUCUUAACCAUU